AUGGAUGUUGCGGCAGUUUCGCUGGUGAUAGAAGGAGUAGAAACUCCCGAAAUUACUACUGAUGAUUCUAAUUCUUCUACAGCUGCUGCUUGUAUUGAUGUUAUCGCUCCCACAACAAAUAGUCCAGUCUCCGGAAAAGACUUAAAAAAUUCAACAGAAGAAUUACUUCCAUCGCACACUAAUUCAGGAGAUAAAAUUAUUUUUGAGAGAAGUAUGGUAGAAUCAGAAAUUGAGCAGUCUUCAAGAACAGAAGCUGCAGGAAUGAUAGAUACAUGCGAAAAUGAGAAUAUUCUGGGGAAUAUGAAUACCGAUAAACAAGAAGCAGAUUUAUCUAUAUUAGCAUCUGAAACUGCAAAGAUUUUAGUAAUCAAUGAUGAUGCCUCAUCACCAGCGUCUGAGCAAAAUUCUGUUGGAAAGAAGAUGCCUGCUUCAGUUGAAGACAGUACUGGCCAUUUCAUUUCCAGCGAAUCUAGUAGAACUAAAGUUGAAUCGGAUGCAAAUUCAAUCCCUGCGGAUGCUAUUGGAGUAGAAUCCAGUUCUCUUGCAGGAAAAGAGGUGGAUAAAGCAAGUGACGAAAGAAUGAGAGGAACUGGUAGAGAAGCUGAAAAAGUUGAAACUGUUGAUGAUAAAGAAGAUGAUGAUGAGAAUCACUUUACAGAAACAAAUUUUGCCACGCAAAUUGAUGGUGCAUCUGAAGAUGACAUUAUUGAAAUCGAUACUGAAAAGAAAGAGGAGACAGAGGAGUUUCAAGAUGAAGAAGCAGAUGAUUAUUGUGAUGAGGAGCAAGAAGAAGAACCUGAUGACGAUGAAAUUGAAGGCAAUCCAGCGUACAUUCCGAAAUCUGGACGUUAUUAUAUGCACGACUCAAGAAAUAUCGAUGACGAACGUAUACAUGAACCAUCUUCACAUUCUAGAGCAGAUGGUAAAUGGAAACAUGAUCGAUUCGAUGAACGUACACAAAGGCCAAAAACUAAAAGAGAACUUAUGAACAAGUAUGGUUAUGAUAUACGUCAUGAGACUGACAGUAACGAGCUUAAUGGCACAAAUGGUUCGGUAUCCCAACCAAGGCGAGUUCGAAAUACUUCUCAGGGUAGAUAUGGUGGUAAUCGCGGCGGUGGAGGUCGAGGCAGACGUGAAGACCGACGACCCAUACAUAGAGGUGUAAGAAGAUCAUCAAGUCGUGGUGGUCAUCGAGGCGAACGCUAUCAAAGCCUAAGUCAACAACGAGACCAGCCCGGAACUAGGGUGUUCAAAAAUACACCUCCAUUUACCCAAAGAGGUAAUGUGAACCGUAGAAGCAAUCAUCGGUCACAUCAUCGGAAUGAAGAACAAAUACGUGAUAAACAACAGAACAAUGGGGGGAAUAGAGAAAGUGGCUUUAGUGCAGGUAACAGUGACGAUAUGGCAACUCGCGAAAGGGAUGCUACUGGGCAUACUGGUGGAAAGCGUUACUCUACUCAACGUUUGGCAACAAACUAUGUCCCACCGCCUACAGGACAACAACCACUAGCACCACCUCCACCACCGGGAACCGGUCCUAUUCCAAUGCUACCACCACCAGACUGGCAUCAACCAGCCUACCAAACCCAGCCACCAGCUACUGUUCCACCUCCACCAGCAACUCCAGCAGCAGCACCGCCACCUCCUAUUGCUGUAUCAGCUCCAGUGCACAACUUCCGCUCUAGUGAUAUUGUCUAUUUUGAUCCCCAACCUCAGCAGCUGUAUCGAACACCUAUUCCUCCCCGAGCCAAAAAACGAUUAGAAAUCGUACCACCACAACAGACCAAAAGUUCAAGCUAA
Molecule: messenger RNA, 1800 nt
Organism: Thelazia callipaeda (thelaziosis nematode)
Lineage: Eukaryota; Metazoa; Nematoda; Chromadorea; Rhabditida; Thelaziidae
Source: the annotation of a GenBank genome assembly